AUGGUCAAAUUAACUCAAGUCGAAGACGAACAAGAAGCUAUUUUCCAACAACAAGCUGCUAGCGAAGCCAAAGAAGCUGCUUCAACUGCUUAUGAUGAAGAAUCUGAUUCCGAUGAAGAUGAUGAUGAAUUCGACGAAGAUGAAACUUUAUAUGAUAGAAUUGUUGCUUUAAAAGAUAUAAUCCCACCUCAUCAAAGAACACAAGUAUCAAAUAUCUUCUCAAGUGCAUACUCAACCGUUUACUCUGGUGUUUCUAAAGCUGGUAAUUUCACAUGGAUCUUCACUACAAGUGCUCUUCUAUUAGGUGUUCCAUUAUCUUUAUCAAUUUUAGCUGAACAACAAUUAUUAGAAUUGGAAAAAGAAUUCAAAUUACAACAAGGUGCAAAUGAUAUCUUAGCUCCAGGUGCUGAACAACCACAACAACCAGGUGUUGCUGCUCCAGCUCCAGCUAACUAG
This is a messenger RNA of Hansenula ciferrii, 456 nucleotides long. It is a transcript of the gene TOM22, whose product is annotated as Tom22p. Gene Ontology annotation, cellular component: mitochondrial outer membrane. The record is from RefSeq and is a predicted model, not a curated record. NCBI's taxonomy places the organism in Eukaryota, Fungi, Ascomycota, Saccharomycetes, Phaffomycetales, Wickerhamomycetaceae. The transcript has a single exon. Bases 1 to 456 code for a protein of 151 amino acids. Gene Ontology annotation, biological process: intracellular protein transport.